AUAUACGGUAUAACUUAUCGAUAACUUUGGGGUCACACUGGUCGUACAUGACUCUGCGAUUUGACAAAAACAAAAUUGAGUUUUGUCAAGAAAAUCAACUUUUUCUCUGCGUUUAACAAAGCAAAGCCAACAAAUCCGACCAAAAUGCCUGCCGAAAACCUGGAGGAGCAGGGUCUGGAGAAGAACCCGAACCUGGAGCUGGCCCAGACGAAGUUCCUGCUCACCCUGGCGGAAUACAAGCAGGAUGCGGCAUUGAAGGCGAAGCUUCUGGAGGCGAUUCGCACGGAGAACAUGGCCCCGUGGUACGAGCACAUCUGUUCGGAACUCGGCUGGACCGUGGAUAAGGAUCUGCUGGCGCGCAUGAAGGAAAACAACCGCGUAGAGGUUGAGCAACUGGAUGCGGCAAUCGAGGAUGCGGAGAAGAAUCUGGGCGAGAUGGAAGUGCGCGAGGCGAACCUUAAGAAGUCAGAGUACUUGUGCCGCAUCGGCGACAAGGCUGCAGCAGAGACCGCCUUCCGCAAGACCUACGAAAAGACCGUUUCCCUGGGCCACCGCCUGGACAUCGUGUUCCAUCUGAUCCGCUUGGGACUGUUUUACCUCGACCACGAUCUCAUUACUCGCAACAUCGACAAGGCCAAGUAUCUGAUCGAGGAAGGCGGCGACUGGGACCGACGCAACCGGCUGAAGGUCUACCAGGGUGUUUACUCGGUGGCGGUGCGUGACUUCAAGGCGGCGGCCACGUUCUUCCUGGACACCGUAAGCACCUUCACCUCAUACGAACUGAUGGACUACCCCACCUUUGUGCGUUACACCGUUUACGUGGCCAUGAUCGCCCUGCCCCGCAAUGAGCUGCGCGACAAGGUGAUCAAGGGCUCAGAAAUCCAGGAGGUGCUCCACGGCCUGCCCGACGUGAAACAGUUCCUGUUUUCCUUGUACAACUGCCAAUAUGAGAACUUCUACGUACACCUGGCCGGCGUAGAGAAGCAACUGCGCUUGGACUACCUCAUUCAUCCCCACUACCGCUACUACGUGCGCGAGAUGCGCAUUCUGGGCUACACCCAGUUGCUGGAGUCGUAUCGCUCCCUCACCCUGCAGUAUAUGGCCGAGUCGUUCGGCGUAACCGUGGAAUACAUUGACCAGGAGCUGGCCCGCUUCAUCGCCGCCGGACGGCUGCACGCCAAGGUGGAUCGCGUCGGUGGCAUUGUGGAGACCAAUCGGCCUGACAACAAGAACUGGCAGUACCAGGCGACCAUCAAGCAGGGCGAUCUGCUGCUCAACCGCAUUCAGAAGUUGAGCCGCGUGAUAAACAUCUAAUGUAGUUCAUAUAAAAAGAUUUAUUCAAAUUCAACAUUUAUUACAGUGUAAAGCUAACGCAACGUACAAUAAUAAAAACGAUAUAAAACUCA
Messenger RNA from Drosophila simulans, 1406 nucleotides. It is a transcript of the gene Rpn7, whose product is annotated as 26S proteasome non-ATPase regulatory subunit 6. The record is from RefSeq and is a predicted model, not a curated record. The transcript has a single exon. Gene Ontology annotation, cellular component: proteasome regulatory particle. NCBI's taxonomy places the organism in Eukaryota, Metazoa, Arthropoda, Insecta, Diptera, Drosophilidae. Gene Ontology annotation, biological process: proteasome-mediated ubiquitin-dependent protein catabolic process. Bases 145 to 1314 code for a protein of 389 amino acids.